Acanthosepion pharaonis is the source of this 996-nucleotide messenger RNA. NCBI's taxonomy places the organism in Eukaryota, Metazoa, Mollusca, Cephalopoda, Sepiida, Sepiidae. The record is from the annotation of a GenBank genome assembly.
AUGGACCUUAUUUUGGGGGCAGUCGAAGACAUUUGCCGCACAAAAAAAGUCCGCAAGGAACAGGCUGACGAAUUGGAAAGUUCCAGAUAUGCCUUCAUAGGAAAGUCAAAACUCUAUUGUAAAGUGUUCCGAGGCCAUACUGGUUCAGUUUCUUCCUGUCAAUUCUUCCAUACAGACAAAUACAUCUUGAGUUCUUCCGAAGAUUCAACAGCCAAAAUUUGGAAUGUCGCAGCCAAAGAAUGCACCCAUACAUUUUGUGAUAACCAGUCUUUGGCACUAUUAGGGGCUCAUGUUGCUCCCGAUGACAACAGUUUUGUAACUGCUGGAUUGGAUAAAAGACUUCUCCAUUGGAGCCUCGAAACAAAUCAAGUGAUGCUGUUGGCCAGUGGUUCAGAUUCUGAUCAUGAACUCAAGAUAUGGGAUUUUCGUACUGCAAAACCUGUUCAUCGAUUGUCAGAUUUACACAGCAAUGGAAUCACAAGCAUAAAAUUUACCAGCCAAGAUGACAAAAUAAGUUCAACUUCAAUGGAUCGUACAAUCCAGAUUUUUGAUUUGAAGUCUUGCAAGAAAACACUCAAGCUUUACGGCCAUAAAAAUAUUGUGGCAAAUUGUGCCUUUGAUGCCAAUAAUCGUAAUUUGGCCACAACUGGUUGGGAUAAGUGGAUACUCAUCUGGGAUGUUGCAACUGGAAAAUACAGGAAUCAGGGUCCAGAGCACACUGGAUGGGUUGAAGACGUGGGUAUCAGUCAAAACCAAGAGUGGUUAGUUUCUUGUUCGAAGGAUCAAACCGUACGUAUAUGGAACAUCAAAAAUAUUAAUACCAUUCAACGCACCAACAAAAGUGAGCAGAAUGUAACACAGAUUAUGCAGUGUGAAAAAUGUCUGAAGCCUUUUAUUCCUGCACCUGACAUCAGAGGCCAUAAUUUACUGAUGUGUCUUUACUGCAAAUUGGAUCUGAAUGCAGAAAAGGAAUCCAAGUCUUCAACUAACACUUGA